Messenger RNA from Peronospora matthiolae, 3699 nucleotides. NCBI's taxonomy places the organism in Eukaryota, Oomycota, Peronosporomycetes, Peronosporales, Peronosporaceae. The record is from the annotation of a GenBank genome assembly.
AUGCAAGUGGAAGAAGAUCCGAGCAGCCAGUUCCUCGACUUUACGAACGCCACUGACUUGGAGCAAUUCAUCGCGGACGUGGAGCAGGCGAUCAUUGGCUGGCAUUUGAAUGGAAAGGGCCACGCGUCGCUUGAGGCACUGAGCGCGGCGCCCCCGCAACGUGUGUCGGCUCACACUGGACAUGAGUCUGUCGCUCUAGGCGCCGCGGUGUGGACAAAAGAAUUGCAUCUUCAUCCGCUGGAAGAAAAUUCAAUAAGGAGAUACACGCUUACGCUGUAUGUAUCUAGGCAUCAGAUUACGCGGCAGCAGGAGGAGGCUGCUGCUGCACCCGUUUUGACUACCACUAGAAAGCACAAGAAAAAGUGGCAGGAAGGACUGGAACACUUCACACCCACGAUGCUUUCACUGGCACAUGCUGGCCGGGACUUUCAGUGGGGAUCCGAACAGACAGAAUUGGAGGUGAAGGAGGAACAGGAAGAGGGAAGGACCUCAUACUAUGCGUCUGUGCUUGAUGAUGACCAAGAGCUGCGUUGUAGCAGAAACCAGACAUACAAGAAGGUGCAAAAGUGGUUUGGGGUUGACGAGUUUUUGCUACUGAAUAGGUCGACGCUACGUAGGAGUAAGAAGCAAAAGAAAGAGAAUGAAAAUGAUGAAGCAAAGGAGACCAUAUCAAACGUCGUCGGACCGAUUCAACGAGAAGGGACGGAGGACAUUGGAGGGAAAAGUGGUGAUCUGAAAGUCCAUCAAGACGAUUUUGCUAUGGAAGAUAUGCUCAUUGACGAAACCGAGGCGGGGAUGCUUUUAUCGGCGCUGCAUGUGGCGCUGAACAACUGCAACUGUACGAUUCCCGCGUUUGUGCCGGUGUUUGAGCCGUCUCGCGGCAUGUGGGUCGGAUCAGCUGUACCCGGGGCUACAGGCAACGUGUCAAUAUCGUUUGACACAGACGUUGUUCCAGAGAUGAACUCGAAUCAAAGCUGCAUCAGCGGUCUGCUCGACUUUUUUAAGGCCAAGCUCCAACUGUCACCGCAAGUCGAACAAAAGUGUCGAGUAGUGGCGGAUGCGUCUGGAGACCUUGCAAUUGGUUUGACAGUGUCUGCCUCCUUUAAGUAUUCGUGGAAUCGAGCGAACGAUCCUCGUGAAAUUGUAGCUUUGAAUAACCCUCUAGCUUGGCGAACACUAGAGCCCCAGCAACCAACCGACAUUCAACAUCAAAUUUGCCAGAUUGAAACCCAGCUGUUCGGUGAAAAACACUCAUUUCCAUACUUGGGAGCUUCCAGUACUCCUGUAGAGGGAAUGGACCUUAUUAUCUGCUGGCCUCAGCUGCGUGAAGGCUCGUAUGUCGAUAAUGUGGUGCACUCUACCUUGGAUCUGAGCUCGGCUCCUCAAUGGAUGUUAAGCGUACGCUUUCAAGACUUGCUAUCAGAAAACCAGCUCAAACCACAUUUGCCACUCAGCAAGCGUAUGGCGAAUCUUGUGCAAGUUUAUUCCAAUUCCAGAGAGUUGAACAAAGACAUCACAGUGUCCGAGUUGGCACCUCCUAUGCCACCCACUCCUUCGAUAUCCAAGUCACACUCUGGCUCCGCCACAUUUAGUUCUGGUACUGCUAGUAGAACUUCGUUGAGACAGCAACCCUCAAGUGUAUCAGAAUCGAUUCCUGCAGCUCGCGCAGCGGUCGUACUUGGCAACGCUAUCUCUAGCCUAGUAUCUGUCGCCACGUGGAAAUGCUCAGACGUGGAGGAAAUCAGGCGGAUUAUCUCGGAUAUAUUUGACGACGACGUUCAAGGUUGUGAAGAAUUGACUAGCGAUGGACAGAAAAAAAACGGUGGCAAUUUUUUUGAUAAGUCAAGCUUUUGGUUGGGGAGUAUGACAAAUUUAAUUCAGCAUGGCGCGCCAUUAGGAGAACUUGUUUCUAUCUUGGCGACCCGGAUGUCACAAUUGCAAAGCAUAAACUCGAUGUCGCUAUUGUGGGUUGAGUUUGUGAAGGCGCUGAGAGAGCGGUGGUUUCAGCAGCAAUUGCUUCCAUUGAUGAGAACUAGUACUGAAGGUGGAGUUUAUGGUCACAAUACAGGCCCGCAUUCUUUAGACACACUUUUCUUGCUAAAAUCAGACACGAUUCGACUUCCUCCACCAGACUUUCGUCAAUGCCUUCUGCACCAAAAACUACAACUACUGAACUGGUGUAUUUUAAGUGAAGCACAGGUGUCGAGGCCAAAUUUGACGGCUAGCGUCAGCACAAUUUUUGGGAGACAAAAUGGUUCUGGUGCUGAGAGCGCUACAGCCAGCAACAACUUUUCAUCUGACAAUGGACGGAAAGACGACGAUGAGAUAGACAGCAGUGUGAGCGAUGAAGAGUUUUUUGACUCGUUGGAGCAGGUGAAAAUGCCCUCUCCGUCGUCGUUGCGUCCUGAGGGUGUUCUUCGUGAAAUGCCAGGUAUUGUGUGUCUCCAGACAAAUGAGCCUUUGCUAGAACCGGUGACCCAGACUUCGGUGCCGAUAACAGAAGACGUAGCAAAAGAACAGCAGGACCUUUUUACCCGCUUAGGCGCAAGUGUCGAGUCCGGUAAACUGCGUCAUCAAAUUCAAAGUACGGCACUGGUAUCUGAUAUGCAGGCUUUCAAAGCUGCCAAUCCGCGAUGCUGUCUCGCAGAUUUUAUCAGGUGGUAUUCGCCGAAAGACUGGAUCCCAUUGGAAUCUAAGAUGGAUCCCGCAUGGAGCGAGCUUCCUAUAGAAGGACAGGGUGUGUGGUGGUUUGAAGAACAGGGUAUGCUAUCAGAGCGCAUGCGUUUCGGACUGGGUCACAAGCAUAUAUGGCAAGAAUUGUGGGAAACAAGUGCACCAGUGCCAGCAAAGCGUCAAAAACGGUCGUUCGACCCAGUUCAGGAGUCAGAAAAAGUUUAUCACUACUUGGAGACACUUUCACCGCAUGAACUUUUUCAUCAAAUGCUUGCAGGUGCAAUUUCAAGCAGUGUGUUUGCGUUGGAGACCGCAUUGCCCGUGCAAGUGUCAUCUCAAAAUCUUCCUGUGGUACAUUUUGCGUUGCAAGAUCUCUGUUUGUGUGGAAAUCGUGCUAUCGCUUUGCUAGAUGAAGCUUUAGCUGAGUCACAAGUGACGUUUUCCGCCAAUAGGAGAAGAAAACAACAAUGUAACAAUAACCUCGAACCAUCAAAAGCAGCCCAUCAUCAAGGUCAGCAGCUUCAAGUCGCAUUUGAAAUGGCCCUGGAUGCGUGUUGGAAGCUUGUGCGCUCGAUUGAAAAUAUGGAAGCAUUGGUGACGAAGGCAUUGGCUCUUUUGCACUAUUUUCCGGUAUCGGAAGAGGAUCAGAUCUCCUUGGCUCUCGUGAAUGCGCUUCUAUUGCCGUCACUAUCGCAGCAUCAUCAAGAGGAAAUUUCGAAAUUGUUAAAGCAGAGUAACUUGCGUCAGCUGGUGACUGCGCUAGUGCUGACCAGCUCAGCCCCUUCUGGCGCAAGUUCUGGGCCUGCACCCGUCCAGCGGGAGUACGUGCUGCGAUGCAUAUGCCCUCGUCCAUUUCUGCGAGAUGUUAGUUCUUCACGAGCAAUUGAAGCGGAGAAUGCUGAUCCAGCGGAGAUGCAGCCAGAAAACGAGCUAGACGAAAGCCCGUUAGUCAUCUGUCGGAUGUACGCAGCUUUCAAAAAGAAUACUGUACGAUUCGCAUUGGCUCUGGCCGAGUCUGAGUUCUGA